Mangifera indica (mango) is the source of this 2033-nucleotide messenger RNA. RefSeq names its product transcription factor bHLH123. Gene Ontology annotation, biological process: regulation of transcription by RNA polymerase II. Gene Ontology annotation, cellular component: nucleus. Bases 92 to 1417 code for a protein of 441 amino acids. The record is from RefSeq and is a predicted model, not a curated record. Gene Ontology annotation, molecular function: protein dimerization activity; RNA polymerase II cis-regulatory region sequence-specific DNA binding; DNA-binding transcription factor activity, RNA polymerase II-specific. NCBI's taxonomy places the organism in Eukaryota, Viridiplantae, Streptophyta, Magnoliopsida, Sapindales, Anacardiaceae. The transcript has 7 exons.
AUCUCCAAGAAGCCAAAAAACUUCAGCUCAGAAAUCUCCAAAACAAUCUUUCAAAAUAGCAACCAUCAAGCAACAACUGUGCUCUCUAGCCAUGGCAGACGAAUUCAAUACAACCAACAACUGGUGGGAUUCUUCAAGAACCCGUUUUGAUACCAGCGGCUCUUCUUCUUCAUCUUCAGGCCUCAAUAGCUUGGGGAGCUUCGGAUGGCCCAGCGAAAUGGUGGAUAUCAAAGCUAGAACCUCUAUAGACACUCAAAAGCUUCAACAACUCCCUCAUGAUUCUUCUUCCGCCACUGCCGCCGCUGGCUCCGAUUUGCAUAUGAUGGGCUUAGGCCUCUCUUCACCAUCUAUGGAGUGGAACCAAAACUUACUUCGGGGUGAAAAAUCUGAGAACAAUUUUCGAUCGAUGCUGCAAGAGAACUUGAAUUCGAGUGCGAAUUAUGAGCAAGAAACGGGGAUGGGAUCCUCUCAAGUUCAUUGGAGAUCGGAGAAAUUAUUUUCUGGGGACUCGUCAGCGACUGAGUUCAAGCAAAUCAACAGAGGCUUUUCUUUAGAUCAGCCGCAGUUUAGUCCUCACGGCAGCUCCAGUGACAGCACCGUCACAUGCCAAGGUUUGCCAUCGAGUUUUCAGAUGGAUUCAUCGGUUUUAUACGGUAGCCCUUCAACAAUUUUACAAGGAAUAUUAGGCCCGCCGGAGAAUAACAAUAAUAAUCAGCCACACCAAUCUUCCAUGAUUUAUCAAUACGGCGGCAACCAUGAGCUGCUUCCUUCAUGGCCAAAAGUUCCUCAAUUCUUGAGAACUUCACCGCCGAAACAGCCUCCGCAGCACAGCCAGUUACACUUCUCCAAUAACGCCCCAUUCUGGAACGCCUCUGCCGCCUCCAUGAACGAAGUUCGACCCUCAGGCUUCUUUCCAUCGUUGCAAACACCAUAUGCAACACAAAACUACGAUGAAAAACCCAAGCGUACUAUAUCCGAAGCUCGGGAGUCCACAACAGUGGGAAAGAAAAGUAACAGUGGAAGUGAAACUACUUCGAAAAGGGCUCGAAACGAAGCGGCAUCACCUAUGCCGGCUUUUAAGGCGAGGAAAGAGAAGAUGGGGGACAGAAUCACUGCACUGCAACAAUUGGUUUCACCUUUUGGAAAGACUGAUACUGCUUCAGUGCUCUCUGAAGCCAUUGAAUACAUCAAGUUCCUCCAUGAACAAGUCAGUGUUUUAAGUACUCCAUAUAUGAAAAGUGGAGCUCCCAAUAUUCAACACCAACAGAAUUCUGAAAGGUCGAACGACACUGAAGGACCGAAACAAGAUCUUCGAAGCCGGGGAUUGUGUCUGGUACCAAUUUCAAGUACAUUCCCAGUGACACAUGAGACCACAGUUGAUUUUUGGACACCAACAUUUGGAGGAACUUUCAGAUAGAGGAAGAAAAUUUGUCUCAUCAGCAUGUAAACAUCUUGUCAAGUUUAGCCCUAGCCAAGGCAAGCCAAGAAGGGGAAAUAUUCUUAAUAAGAGAUUUAUAUUUGAUUUAAUUAUGAAGAAAUUUAACAAGGUGAUCUUCUGAUGAUGAUGAUAAACUGUCUAGUCCAGGAUGGAAAAAGGACUGAUUGUUGAAAGAAAUUUGUAAAAGGGGAGAAAAAAAAUUAGGGGCAACUUCAGGACAAAAUGAUAUAAGUUUGCCCAAUAUUUGGGACCAUUGGGGAGGCAAAUUACUUGAAAUAAUUGAAGAAUUAUGAUGAUUUUAAGGUUGGCAAUAGGGGUAUGAAGUAGCAUUAUAUGUAUAAAUAAUGAACACAAACUUAUGCAGAGAUGAUGAUAUGUCACUAUAUGAUUACGUGUUACUUUAUUUUUAAUUCGAAAUACCUUAAUCAUAAAGUGACAUGUCAUCAUUUGUGUAUAAAUGUGUGCACAUAGUUUUAUUGUAGGGGUAUGUGAUCAAUCUUUAUGUUAUGAUUUUAGGAAGACUUAGUGAAUCAUAUUAAUUUGUACUAAUUGUAGCAUUUGAUGAUCAUUAAUUAAGGUUACUAAAUUAAUUACA